Penicillium canescens is the source of this 855-nucleotide messenger RNA. RefSeq lists its product as uncharacterized. The record is from RefSeq and is a predicted model, not a curated record. Bases 1 to 855 code for a protein of 284 amino acids. The transcript is spliced from 4 exons. NCBI's taxonomy places the organism in Eukaryota, Fungi, Ascomycota, Eurotiomycetes, Eurotiales, Aspergillaceae.
AUGGCUAAAGCAGAACAAGACCUCAAAUCUAUUCUGGAUGGAGGCUUUAACCCCCGAGAAUUCCCUUGGUACGAGCAUGAACUUGUCGAGGUCCCUGAGCCAGCGAAGAAGAUCCUAGAGAGCAGAAUUCCACCUGAGGCUGUGGUCGAGCAUGUAAAGAAAGUGCGGGAUAGAGCUUUUGCCGUGUUCCCUUAUCCGUGCAUAGGUGCUUUUCGUUUCUUGGAUAUGUCUAUAGCACAGUCACCGCUGUAUCCUGAAAUUCUCGAUCGCCUGAGGUCCGGUGAAAAGCUACUGGAUGUUGGAUGCGCAGUUGGACAAGAGUUGCGUCAACUGGUCUUCGACGGCGUGCCAUCAGAGAAUCUCUUCGCCUCAGAUCUCCGCCAAGACUUCUUCGACAUAGGCUACGACCUAUUCAACGACCGCGAUAGUCUAAAAUCUCACUUCAUAAUGGCAGACAUCUUCGACGACAACUCGGACUUGGUAAGGAAUCUGGCCAACAAAAUCGACAUCGUGAAUGCCGCUUCAUUCUUCCAUCUCUUCGACUGGGACAAGCAAGUUACCAUUGCAAAGCGGCUUAUCGGGCUGCUUCAAGACAGGCCUGGGUCUCUUUUGAUUGGAAGACAGGUCGGCCGGGUUGAUCCGCCACCUCCUGAAAGGAAACAUGAAGCUGGAAAGCAUUACCGCCAUAAUCCUGCUACGUGGAAGCAGCUCUGGGAGCAAGUUGGGAGCGAAACGGGGACAAAGUGGGAGGUUGAGGCUUGGAUGGAGAAGUGGGCUGGGGCGGAUUCUAUGAUGAAGGAUUUCCAUGAAGGCAUGGAAACGUUUAAAUUGAGGUUCAUGGUGCGGAGGAUUUAA